AGAUAUGUAAUAGAUUUGAAAUCGAUUUAUAUUAAAAAUGAAACCAUCCUGACUUUGCCAUUAACCAAUACCACCGACUUUCCGGCAGCGUUCUCCGGCAACCCGGCACCGUCCUUCCUGUGUGAGAGUGGAGCCUUGCCUUGCCACCGUAAUCUUCCACUUUCGUCUGACUGCUGCUGUUGUCCUCCAUUCCCGCUAGGGUGGUUGUUCUUCAACUUAUGCUUUCUCCGAACACUCGGAUAGUUAUUAGUAGUGAACAAAACACAACUUUCAAUACAGAUAAUAAUAUUCAAGAUUCAUACCUGGAGACAGGAAAAAGGCACUCACAGGAGUGAAAAACAUGGGGCCAUUUAGGUCUAUUAUUACAGAAGCAUGGGAAAAAACUUUCAUUUUAACAAAGUUCUUCUGCUUUUUACAUGUUACCGACACCUAUCUGAUCAACCAUGUUAUGACCUAUGGUCCUAGCAUGCUUCCUGCAAUCGAUCUGUCACCAACCGACUUUCUUGCUGAAAGGAUCUCAACUCGAUUUGGUAAACUUGCUCAAGGAGAUAUUGUAGUAUUGCGCAAUCCUCAAAACCCUAGAAAGACCGUCACAAAGCGCUUGGUUGGAUUAGAGGGUGAUACCAUUACAUAUGUUUCUAGUUCCGAAAACAGCGAUAUGCAUGAGACAGUUGUGGUUCCCAAAGGCCACGUUUGGGUACAAGGUGAUAACACAUAUAAUAGCAACGAUUCUAGACAUUUUGGUCCAGUUCCUUACGGCCUUAUUGAGAGUAAGCUAUUUUGGAGGGUAUGGCCACUUGAAGAUUUUGGACCAUUCUGGAAAAAAUAAUUUGAAGAUUUCAAUAAUGUAAGUUACAAUCUUGAGCAACAUAACUGUUUGUUUCAUUCAAACCGAUGUCUAUGUGGACAUUGUCCACCCUUUUUCUUUGUGAUUUGGAUCUGAAUCUAUAAAAUUAAGACAUUUUUAUCAACUUAUAUAUAAAGUGUGACAUUUUUUAUGUUACUUAAAUGAACAGUUGACCUUUUAUUAAUGAAGUAUUCAUUUUUGCUCCCAAAAAA
Cicer arietinum (chickpea) is the source of this 1059-nucleotide messenger RNA. Its product is annotated as mitochondrial ATP-independent inner membrane protease subunit 1b. Gene Ontology annotation, molecular function: serine-type endopeptidase activity. Lineage: Eukaryota; Viridiplantae; Streptophyta; Magnoliopsida; Fabales; Fabaceae. The record is from RefSeq and is a predicted model, not a curated record. Gene Ontology annotation, cellular component: mitochondrial inner membrane peptidase complex; membrane.